UCACCUACGUGUGACAUCUGCCUUUUUGACCUGGGGAAAACUUCGAGGGAGUUCGGAUCUUGCAGUGGCGGGAAAAAACUGGGCCGUCUCUAAGCAACCUGGUAGAGAGGAAAAUUAAUUAGAUUACAUAAACCGGAUGUCAUUAUGGCGUAUCUCGUCAUGCCGAUAGGUCGGACAGGGCCGCACGAAAAUGACGAUGGAGAACAGCAGCAGGCCUAAUGAGAUAUCCGCUGAUGCAGAGAUUCACCAUCCCUGUUUCUUCUGGAGAAAACUCUAGGUCUUUUUGCUGGCCUGGAUGGAAGAGAAGUACCCUUGAACUGGAUGGUAGAAUUUCUUCUAACUUCCGGCGCGAAUCUUAUCAACUACUACUUGAUUUGUAUUCCGAAGUUAGGUCUUUUGGGCAUAAUUACUUUCCUCGUCCUGACUGUCCGACGCAUGCUGCUGGAGUUAUUGGUGCUGCAAACCAAAAUAGGCCAAACCCUUUUAUAAGGGAAGGAAUUUCGGGGCUGGAAUUUGACUCCAAGGGCAUCUAUGUGGCGUCCGUUACCAAAUCUGGAUGUUUAACUGUGUUGGACUUUGAAACCUUGUAUUGCUCAGUUUAUGGCCCAUAUUCAAGUUUGUGUGAAGAUAAAACAAAAUGUGUGCUUCACAUUUGUACUUCUAGGCCAUUAGAUGCUGUUCGUUGGAAUCCUGCAAAUCAAGACGAGAUUUGCUGUGUAUCUAGAAGCAAUAAUAUGGUUCAUCUCUAUGACAUUGGUUAUGUAUCUACGGAUCCCAUUGAAGUCUUAGAGAAAGGGAAGCUGAAGUUUUCUCUGCCUGAAGCUUUUAAUGGCUUAUCCGAUAUUGCCUUUGCUUCAGCUGACAAAUCAAGGUUGCUUGCAUCUGGAUUGGAUGGUGCUAUUUACAUAUGGGAUAGGCGGCUCAGCAAUCUUCCAUGCCAAAGACUGAAUUCUAGCUUUCAGAGCCCUCUUAACAGCAUUGAAUUAGAUAUUGAAGAUCGGAUUAUUUUUGGAGCUAAUCAACAAGGCAUCAUAUGUGCUUGGGAUCUUCGGGGAGGCAGAUCAUCGUUUGCUUUUCAAAGUCAUAAAGAGGAUUGUUGCCCACUUCUUACAUCUUUGAAGGUAUCGUCAAUGUUGGAGAAAAUAUCAGCUUUAAAGGAACAAUCAAAUAUAUUACCAAAAGAAAUUCACUCCAUCAAAUUGGAUCCUUCCUGCUCUUACCAGUUAGCUUUCCACCUUGAUGAUGGCUGGUCUGGAGUUCUGAACCUUAAUAAUUUAAAUGUGACGCACGUGCACUGCCCUCCUCCUCCUUGGUUGGAUGGCAUUGAUAAACCUGUUGCUCCAUGCUUGAGAAGACCAACUUGGCUGGAUUCAAAUUCGGUCUAUGCAGUGGGGUCUUCCUCUGUUAAUGGAGUUUAUCUGCUAGAUUUCUUUCCAGACGGAAGCUCAGCUUGCAAUGUAGAUAACAGUGAUGCACCAAACAGUGUUUCGGUUGUAAGUAAAGGAGUUGGCAGAAACAGAUUUAUUCCUGUCUCAGAUACUGUUCUAGCUUGUGCUGUCCAUCCCCAAAAUGGCACCAUCAUUGCUGGAUCCAAGCAAUCAUCAUUAUUGAUGAUUUCUCGAACGCAUCAAACUAAUGAUGAGGGUCAACCGCAUGAAAGCUGUUAAAUGCCAGCUUUCCAAUCAUCUUUCCACCAUAACCAACCUGGAGAACAGGAAGAUCCAAUUAAAGUUCCGUUGGAGGUUCGGCAAAACAUCGAGUGAUUAAUUUCAUGAGCUUUCUGCUUCCAUUUUUAGGUGAAGAUUCUUUGUAAUUUACAUCAAAAUGCUCCUUAAUUAGUGGAAUUGAUUCAUGUAAAAUUUAGAAGGCAUUGUUGAUGUAUUAAAUUAACAACAUCAAUGUGUUGUUGAGGUCUAUUUUAAGCACA
Phalaenopsis equestris is the source of this 1927-nucleotide messenger RNA. RefSeq lists its product as uncharacterized. Lineage: Eukaryota; Viridiplantae; Streptophyta; Magnoliopsida; Asparagales; Orchidaceae. The coding region runs from base 219 to 1667 and encodes 482 amino acids. Gene Ontology annotation, molecular function: protein binding. The transcript has 20 exons. The record is from RefSeq and is a predicted model, not a curated record.